Molecule: messenger RNA, 1767 nt
Organism: Fomitiporia mediterranea MF3/22
Lineage: Eukaryota; Fungi; Basidiomycota; Agaricomycetes; Hymenochaetales; Hymenochaetaceae
Product: molybdenum cofactor biosynthesis prote
Exons: 10
Coding region: 1-1767 (588 amino acids)
Biological process (GO): Mo-molybdopterin cofactor biosynthetic process
Molecular function (GO): GTP 3',8'-cyclase activity; cyclic pyranopterin monophosphate synthase activity; 4 iron, 4 sulfur cluster binding
Source: RefSeq, a predicted model, not a curated record
AUGCGCUCAGUUCGACUCUGGUCUGCUCCGUCCUACCAAUCGAGGCGUGCUCUUCAUACCGUCAGCCAAGCUCAGCCUGCUGUCUUGGAUACAGUUCUGGGCGUCCGCGAGAGAGCAAGAGUAAGUGCAUUACGUAGCUCAUUUGAAAUACGUAGUUUACUGGGCCAUCCGAUAAAGAACAGGAUUGCUGCAGUAGACCUUGCAAAACCCGAGGUACCUGCACUUCAUGACUCAUUUCAUCGACGACACGAUUACCUAAGGAUAUCUCUUACCGAACGGUGUAACUUGCGUUGCUUCUAUUGUAUGCCUAGUGAGGGAACAGAGCUUAGCCCCCCAGCAAGCAUUCUCUCCGACGAUGAAGUAGUUCGUUUAGCAUCACUCUUUGUUAAGAACGGAGUGAACAAGAUCCGGUUGACUGGGGGAGAACCCACAGUUCGGAAAGGCAUAAUUGAAUUAGUCGGCCGAUUGAAGGAGCUCCGUCAAUUCGGUUUGAAGUCAAUAGCAAUGACUACCAAUGGCAUUGCUUUGCAUAGGAAACUUCCUGCACUCGUGGACAAUGGACUCACUCAUCUUAACUUGAGCCUGGAUACUUUAGAUCCUUUCAAGUUCGAGCUUAUGACACGGAGAAUGGGACAUGAUGCCAUUCUACGGUCCUUGGAUCUGGCCCUGCAUACCCCUGGUCUACAUUCGGUCAAGCUAAAUGUGGUUGUUAUUCGUGGCUUGAAUGACAAUGAAGUUCCAAAAUUUAUUGAACUUACACAAAAGCACCCAUUAUCUGUUCGUUUUAUCGAGUUCAUGCCCUUUAAUGGUAAUAAAUGGGACAAGCAAAAAAUGGUCCCCUCUUCAGUCCUACUCGAGCGUAUAUCGGCUGUUCAUCCGGGUGUGUACAAACUCUCGGACGAAGUGAAUGACACCGCUCGGUCGUAUCAAGUGCCUGGUUACCGCGGUUCUUUCGGAUUCAUCAGCAGCAUGUCGGACCACUUUUGUGGCACUUGUAAUCGCCUUCGUCUGACUGCUGAUGGUCAGAUAAAGGUUUGCCUGUUUGAUAGUCGUGAAGUGUCGUUGAGGGACCUAAUGCGCAAUGGCGCGGCAGACGAUAAUCUGGUCGAGGUUGUUCGAGCUGCACUCGGUAUGAAGAAAGAGAAACACGCUGGGAUGGAGGAUAUAGACGUUGUCCAUAAUCGGCCCAUGAUUAAAAUCGGAGAUAAGAAAGGCAGACCUGCAAUGGUUGAUGUUUCAAAGAAAGAAAUUACGCACAGAUCGGCGACAGCACAAGGCAGGAUCUUCAUCCCAAAGGUAGCAUAUGAUCUCAUUUGCAAGGAAGACUCUGGAGUCGAUGGUGAUGAUUGCGAGCUGAAACGCCGUCGAGACAAAGCGAAAGCAAAGGGUGAUGUACUUACUGUUGCACAGCUGGCCGGAAUCAUGGGAAGCAAGAAGACAUCCGAUUUGAUCCCAUUGUGCCACCCUAUUCCCUUAAAUCACGUCUCGGUUGAACUGCUCUCAGAAAAUCAUCCUCCAUCUAAUGAUUUCACUGAGAUGAGUAGAAGAUACAGUGUUCUUUGUCAAGCAACUGCUAUCUGUGAUGGUAAAACCGGAGUUGAAAUGGAGGCUCUGACAGCAGUUUCCGUGAGCUUGCUUACUGUAUGGGACAUGCUGAAAGCAGUUGCGGGGAAGGAAAUGAUGAUUGAUGGCAUCUGUCUCAUAAAGAAGUCGGGUGGGAAGAAUAGUGAUUUUGUGAGAAAUUUGGAAGGAAAGGAAACACAUUAG